AUGAAUCCACCUGGCUCUGCCGCAACAUUCCUUCUCCCAGCCUCGGAAGAUGAUAUACCAUCACUCAUACGCGUCCACAUGGCCGCCUUUUCGCAUGACAACUCGGCACGGCUCAUGUUCAAGAACAACGACGAGUACGAAAGCAUGCUGCUGGACAUGCUCAAGGCACAGUUUUCCAACCCCCAAUUCGCAGUGAUCAAGGCCAUCAGCAAAGGUACAGGCAACAUCCUGGGAUGGCAAGCAUGCCGCUUCCUUGACAAGGAUGAUCACUUGGAGAGCAAGGGAGGGAUUACGAGGGUCGAAGGAGUGAAAGGCGAGACGAAAGAUAAGAAAGAUGAUGGCCGCACUCUCCGCUCAGUGCUCAAGGAGGACUACGUCAGAGUCCAGAAGGAUUGGAUGGCCAACAGAAAGUACAUACAUUUCGACACGCUCGUCGUUGACCCAGCUGCGCAAGGUCAUGGCGUUGGCACUGCGUUGGUACGCUGGGUCACGGACAAGGCUGAUGAUCAUGGCUUGUAUUGCUGGCUGCAGUCUUCGCAAGCCGCUCAUGGCAUCUACCUGAAGGCAGCAUUCAAGGACGUCGGCAGCUUCGAGGUCGACCUUAGAGAGUUUGCUCCUGGUGGCAUGGAAGGGGGAUGGGGAUGGGGGAUGUAUAAAUUUAGGUACAUGUUGCGAUUGCCAGAAAGCUAA
Molecule: messenger RNA, 690 nt
Organism: Letharia columbiana
Lineage: Eukaryota; Fungi; Ascomycota; Lecanoromycetes; Lecanorales; Parmeliaceae
Exons: 1
Coding region: 1-690 (229 amino acids)
Molecular function (GO): acyltransferase activity, transferring groups other than amino-acyl groups
Source: RefSeq, a predicted model, not a curated record